CAAGAAAAGGAAAGGCUACAGCUACCUUCUCCUUCUCUCUUCUUUGCUCGGAAAAGGUCAUUUCUUUAAUCGUCGGCGGCUCCGUCAACACUCAGACACUUCACUCAUUCACCGGAGAUUUCUGAUAUAAAGACCAAGAAAGCGAACAUCUUUCUUCUUCACCAUUCGUAUCUACAACUUCCCAAAAGAGGGUCAGUUUUUGAGUUGUAUAUUACCUCCAAAUGGCGGAGAUACAGCCGCCGGAGGGUCAGACUAACGGUGGUAUAGCUCCGGCGAUAAUCUCCACCGAGAACAUAUCAACUAAGAGACAACGUCGUCCAAGUGUCAGAUUAGGAGAUAUCGGAGAACAAACCUACGAUAAUCGAAGGGUUAAGCAGUGGAAGCCACCGAUAAAAGACUCCGGUAAGGGUAUGAGAACGCGUCCUGUUGUCAAUUUAGCGGCUGGGGGUGGUGGGGGUGGUGCUUCGAUGGAUUUUGCUAAUGAAACCCUAGAGGGAGAUGAUAGAGAAGGUGUCGCGAUUGGGAGCUGGAAAGUUCGAGAUGGGAAGUCUAAACGCAAACGAUUUAGGUCAAAUUGGAACUCGAAGGGUGAUGAUGCAGGUGAUGAGAAGUUUAGUGUUGGAGAUGAAGAUAUGGAUGAGAGAUUUAGGGAUUUCAAUGUUGAAGGUUCAGAUAGUCGAUUGAAAGAUCAUAGUCCAAUUAAUUCUAUAGAAAAUGUAGGGAUUGAUGUAGAAAGAAGGAGAAGGGUUGGUGUUCGAACUAGAGGAUUGGAAAAUAAAGAACACCAUGAAGGUGGUGGGAUUGAACUCGAAGGAGGAGGAGGACCAUCGGAUACAGAUGCUAGAAAUUGGAAUCACGAGGAAAGGAAUAGCGUUAGAGUUUGGCUAAAUCAAUUAGGGUUAGGUCGAUAUGCACCGGUAUUUGAGAUACACGAAGUAGAUGAUGAAGUUUUACCAAUGCUGACAUUGGAAGAUCUUAAGGAUAUGGGUAUAAACGCAGUUGGAACAAGGCGGAAAAUGUUUUGUGCUAUUCAGAAGCUAAACAGGGGAUUCUCAUGAGCUUUUAUAAGCUUCAUGAUGAUGAUGAUGAUGAUAAUGAUGGUGAUCUUUUUGGAAAGAAAUAGUACUAGUUAUCAGAAUCAUAUGUAUUUCAGCCAUUAAGAGGUCGGUUCUAUUUUUCAUCUUUUCGUUUUCUCUUCAAAUUCGCAGAUCUGAUGGAGAUGAAGAUAAUAAUCUUAACAGGGUAUU
Molecule: messenger RNA, 1247 nt
Organism: Impatiens glandulifera
Lineage: Eukaryota; Viridiplantae; Streptophyta; Magnoliopsida; Ericales; Balsaminaceae
Product: protein bicaudal C homolog 1-A-like
Exons: 2
Coding region: 222-1058 (278 amino acids)
Molecular function (GO): protein binding
Source: RefSeq, a predicted model, not a curated record